Anguilla rostrata (American eel) is the source of this 6151-nucleotide messenger RNA. It is a transcript of the gene tinagl1, whose product is annotated as tubulointerstitial nephritis antigen-like 1. Lineage: Eukaryota; Metazoa; Chordata; Actinopteri; Anguilliformes; Anguillidae. The record is from RefSeq and is a predicted model, not a curated record. Gene Ontology annotation, biological process: proteolysis. The transcript has 12 exons. Gene Ontology annotation, cellular component: lysosome. Gene Ontology annotation, molecular function: peptidase inhibitor activity; cysteine-type peptidase activity. The coding region runs from base 183 to 1628 and encodes 481 amino acids.
AGAGGUCAGUGAGCCUGGUGGAGAGCACACAGACUGCCUGAAAGAGAGCCAGAGAGCCAGAGUGAGAGACAGACAGAGAGACAGCAACCUGCGCCUCAGUACCAAAAUACGCACUCUGCGUUCCACCAGUGGAUUAUAAUACAGAUAAGGAGAAUCCCCACAGAAUUUACUCAAGGUGAGCAAUGAAGUUCCUACUGAUGACAGUGGCCCUUGGGCUCCUCCUCCUGGCAGAGGAUGGAAUGGGGAGACGCGCGUCACGGACGAGGAGAGAUCUGAACAGCUCCCUGCACAGGGGUGGGAUUCGGGACCCGUUCGGGUCUUACUGCGAGCGGAGAGGGGGCUGCUGUCCGGGACGGGAUGACCAGUGCACUGUCCCAUACCUGGACACCAUAUGCUACUGCGACCUGUUCUGCAACCGCACUGUUUCCGACUGCUGUCCCGACUUCUGGGGGCACUGUCUGGGUGUCCCACCUCCCCUCAUUGGUGGGUCUUGUGAGAGGAAUGGACAGAGGUUCCCCUCAGGAGCAACAUACAAAGAAAACUGCAAUUUGUGCGCGUGCGGUCCAGUGGGACGCUGGGAAUGUGAGCAGCAUGCCUGCCUGAUGGAGAAUGACAUGAUUCAGCAGAUCAACAGAGGGAACUAUGGAUGGCGGGCCGGGAACUACAGCCAGUUCUGGGGUAUGUCCCUGGAUCAGGGUUUGCGUUACCGCCUGGGGACCCAGCGGCCGUCCUGGACUGUGAUGAGCAUGAACGAAAUCCAGAUGAACAUGGACACUGCAGAACACCUUCCUUCGUACUUCAAUGCAGCUGAAAAGUGGCCUGGAAAGAUCCAUGAGCCGCUUGAUCAGGGAAAUUGUGCAGCAUCCUGGGCCUUCUCUACUGCAGCUGUUGCAUCAGAUCGCAUUUCCAUCCAAUCCAUGGGUCACAUGACCCCUCAGCUGUCUCCCCAGAACCUUAUUUCCUGUGACACACGUAACCAAGGGGGCUGUGCAGGGGGACGGAUCGAUGGGGCCUGGUGGUACCUGCGUCGCAGUGGGGUGGUGACAGAGGAGUGCUACCCCUUCACCCCGCCCCAGCACACCCCCACUGAGGUGGGCCAAUGCAUGAUGCAGAGCCGCUCUGUGGGACGGGGGAAGAGGCAGGCCACAGCUCACUGUCCCAACAGCCACAGUUACCACAACGAAAUCUACCAGUCCACCCCGCCCUACAGGCUGUCAUCGAAUGAGAAGGAGAUCAUGAAGGAGAUCAUGGAUAAUGGCCCUGUGCAAGCUAUCCUGGAAGUCCACGAGGAUUUCUUCAUCUAUCAGAGCGGCAUCUACCGGCACACGGACGUCAACGUCCACAAGCCCCAGCAGUACCGCAAACACGGCACCCAUUCCGUCAGGAUCACCGGAUGGGGAGAGGAGAGAGACUAUACUGGUCAAACACAGAAGUACUGGAUUGCUGCCAACUCCUGGGGAAAGAACUGGGGAGAAAAUGGCUACUUCCGCAUCGCCCGUGGGAAGAACGAGUGUCAGAUUGAGGCCUUCGUCAUCGGAGUGUGGGGCAGGGUCACCAUGGAGGACAUGCAGAGCCACCACAAUCGCCACCACAAUCACCACCACCACCACCACAACAAGCGCAAGUAGAGACGCACCUUCGGCCCUCCCUGCCAACCCUCCUCCUCCUCCAAGGGACCCAUGUACAUCGCAGACUUCCGCUCUCAGAUGCCAAAACCUCUGCCAGCCACAUGGGAGCGUAACUACUGCCCCCCUAACUGGCUUCCUGAACAGCAAACACAUCAGGCCUCACUUCCAAAGCUCGCACCCCAAAGUCUCCCAGGCUUUUGUCCGGUCUAAUUUUCUUUUCUGUGUGUGUGCGCGCGCGUGUCCCGCUGUCUGGAUGACGAUGGACAGACAAGCUUGAUCUGAACUGGUUUCUUCUCUGGUGGAGAUGAGCAGAUCUCUCACUCUGCUACUUUUCAUUCCUUGUCUAUAAUUCUCAGUGACCAACUCCCAGCAGACAGGCUGGGGUGAAAAAAACAGCAAGCACCUUAUGUAGUAUGUAGGCUAGUGAGCCUCAUUCCUUUGGAACUGUUAGACAGAAAAUAACACUUGCUCUACUAUUCAGUUUUUUUUUUCUUUACCACUUGAGGACCUAACGCUCACUCAGUUCCUAUUACUAAAUGACUCACUUCCUGUCCCUGUUUGUAGCAUUUCUGAACAGUCGAUGACAUAUCGAAACGCAGCACUCCAGACAUUCACACAGAUGGGCAGAACCACAGGCUGGAAGAAGGGGGAGGGACUGGGGAUGGGGUGGCUAUGGGGAUAGGCUGGCUAUGGGGAUAGGCUUCAGUUUAGGCCAAUGGUAAAAACAAAAGAAAACCCUUUACGUUCAAAGACUGUGGUGGAUGUAUGUCAGUCCUGCACACCCAUCGUCUUUGGAUAAUUCUGCUUAAUAGGUGGGGUUUGCCAAACUUUAAAGCAGUGCUAUGUCUGACUUGUCUUGCCUCUUUUAUGUAUCUGAAAGUUACAAAUCAAAGUAUAGGGCAGACAAUGACAAGACCAGAGCAAAACCUCAGGCUGGUGAACUUAUCUCCCACAAUGUGCAUGGGCCACCCUCUACCAAAUAAUCACAUGACGACAGAGAGUUUCAGCAUUUUGACAUUUGAGAAGAUUUUCCCAGCAUUGCAUCGUAUUCAGUAACCCCUCUUUAGAAAUCCUCUUUAAUACAUGUAAACACAAAACAGAAAGCAGCUGUUUCUGUUGAAUCAUUGGAGCAGGUGAGGAGAUUCAAAGCCCUGAUCCUUGAGAACUCCAGAAUCAGGGUCAUUUUAUUUGAUUCCCCUCACAUAAUCUUUGGGGGAAAAACAAAACAUUUAGAAAAAUGCAAAUCGUAUAUUGGGUUAUCGUUUAUGGUUUCAGUUCUGUUGCUUUUCAUUAGCAGUUAUGUUCCCCUGUCCAACCAUACACAGAGGAUUACUGAAAUGUUUUAGUUUUAUUUUUUAUAAACAUGCAUAAUUGACGAGUUCUUGAGAUACUAAGUAACGAUAUCUAGAAAUUCAUCAAUUUAACAAUCUGACUUUCUGGGUGUUUAUUUUCAUUUAUUUAUAGAUUUAAAUAAGAGUUGUGACAAACCACACCAUUCAGCCUUUCCAGAUGAAGGGCUGGUCAGUUUUGUAGUCUUAAUCUAUUUUAUUCUGUGUUUUGUCUGGUGUCAUUCUUGUUGCUGUUAUUGCUAUUAUUUGAUUAACUACUGUAAGAGACUCACAGCUUUGCUCCAUAAGGAAUGGCUUCAGCCCCUCCCACCCUUCCUUCCUGCUCAGCUUUGAAGGUGCUUAUACUCUGAAAAGAAGAAAUCAAAGCAACAGGGUUUGAAGGAGGCGGGUGUGGGAGGGCGGGGUUGUUUCUGCCAAAGUCUGUUCGGCGCAGUCUCAUUGUAGAUGAAUUCAACCCAUUCAACCCAGUGCUCUAGUUGAUAAGCCAUUGAAAUAUUGCGCAUGCAAGUUUCAAUGGCUGACCAUUUCAAAGCCAAAAACAGCUCAUGAAAUCACUAUUGCAUGUCUUCAGGGAGGGGGUUGGCCAUUGAUUUACUUGGGCUAGAAACCAAUCCAAUGCGAUCCGGUGGAAUUUGAGUUUCCAGAUUUGAGUAUGGGAAUCACUGGAUGGGACUGAGGCUUGUCAAUAUAUUUCUGCAUUGAACUGACUUUUUAUUUCUGAGCUGCGCUUUAAAAGAAAUUUCCCAUACCAAUGAAUAUGUGCCCAUAACCAUGCUUACAUUUGAGAUUGUGCCUUUUUCACUGUUGUGCUGUUGGUGGACGUUGCUUCCCUGAUAAUCCAUUCAGACAGUUAAUUUGCAGUUUAGCUUUGAAUGGUUUCACAUGCACCUCUGGGUGUAGCUUUAGGUGAUCUAUAAUGCCUGCUUCCCUACCUAACAUGCAUGGAAAGCUCUCAGAACCUCGCAGAGAUGCUGAAGCAGCUUGAGAAUAUUAUGUACUCUUCGUGGUUCACCGGAGGUCCGCUUCCAUUCACACUCCCCCAUGAGCGAAGAGCGUUGUCAUUACUUCCCGUCUCACUCACUUCCAUGAAAGGCACCAUCCCGGCGCUCAAACAAACGCGAAACGUGUGGUGCCGGGUCGAGGCGGAGAGAUAAACAGACCUCACACCGCAUCCAUGCAGACGUAACUUUGCUUUUCCCGUUCAAAUGAAGCGGAGAGGGAGACGAAGAUGAUCAAAGCCGAGAGGGGCUGGCAAGAGAUGCACUCUGGGUAAAUGAGGCGUGACCGGGGAGAGCGGAGGGGGAAGUGAGACACUGGGGUCACGUGACCCCCCUUGAGCAUAAGCACAGCUGUUUGCUUUUUAGGGAUGGGGGGUGAAAAAGUACAAACUAAACAAUAACAUCUGCCUAGCCAUGAUGAAGUCAUCUUAUUGUGUGGAGUCCCUCACAUCAGCAAUAAAUGCUUUCUGUCAUCAGUGAUCACAUGACUCUCAUUUGACUGAGUGAUGGGUUUUGUAAAACUUACCUGUAAGCUGCAAUAAAUCAUAUUGGCACAUAAAAGGCAUAUUGCUGAUGUGUGUACGAUCUGUAAUCUGUAAACCUUUCUAAGCUUUUUUGUAUUUUUAUGUUUCCAGCAUUAUAAAUUAAUGACUCAUUCACAAAUUCUAAAACUAUUUAGUGCUUUUCAAAGUCUUCAAUAAUAAGAAGGGCAUUUUAAUUUGAUUCAUCUAUGAAUAUGCAGCUAAGAAAGUAGUAGCUAAAUAGCAACAGUGGUUCCCCCUGGAAUCAAAAUGGUUUACGUUCAGUAAGUUACUGGCAACAAACAUGGAUUGAGAUGCAUUUCCCUCUCCAUUUGCUUAGAAAUUCUGUGUUAACAUUGAUAGUAAGCAUAGGCGAUGACCAAUUUUUAUUUAUUUUUUUAAAUGUACAACAACCAUUAUAAGCUAUGAUCAAUGUUAUGAAAGCUUAAAUUUGUGCUCACUAGCACUAAAUCCAAGCUAUUUCAGUUUAAAAAACAAUAUUACCAAUUAGUUGAGCUGGGUCCUAUCCAGAAACACCAUGAACCUAUUACAUUUAAUUCUGUUUAAGUCGGUGAGCCCAUUUUCUCAUCUAAUCAUCCAGCAGCUGUUUCCUUAUAUGGAUAAUUUGAGAAUAGAUUACUUGGAUCAAUGAAGUUAGUUUAACAAACUGGAUCCAAGUCAUGUGUAGGAAAUGGGGUUGAACUUGACCAAACCUGGGAAAAUGCAGUCUCGUGUGCUCCUGAAAAUUAGGAUUCAUAUGGGACCUCCCUAAAUACCUUUCUGCAAUGCUGUGGGUUCAUUACUGCCACCGUUGGUAGGUAGUCCUAAUGUGAUUGAGAUAGAGUAGUAAUAAUCCUUCCUGGUUAUCGUCCUUGAAAAAUACUGGUUAUUGAACCAAAUGAUUUCUUUGAAUUACCUAUGAUUGAGCUGCUAACUGAAAAGUUAUUUGUACCUUCAAUCGGUCCUGUGUCUAACAAACAUGCUGGAAGUUUCUGUGUUAAAACAAAGUAAGUUAAAAGCUUACCAAAGUUAAGGGGUUAAUUUAACAUGUUUGUUUCUUGUUAGUUCCACCAGCUCUUCCAAAUGACUGGUAAAGCCAGACUGUUAAUUUCAUUGCUAAUAGUGUUCAGUUUAAUUAACACCAAUAUUAAUUUGCCUGUGUCAUUCUGUCAGUCUUAACAGCCACUCCGCAACACCUCUAUUUCACAGAGGACUAUAAGCAGAUACCAGACAGGUGAUGAUGCAGAUGAGCACAUCUAAACCAAAACAUCUAUAAAAACCCAGUAGAAAGAGUACCCCUGGAAUCAAGAUUGAGUAACCAUGUUGUUAGGGGAUACAAUGGGCCUCAGCAGACUAUGCUGGGAGUGGGUGGUAUUGCCCUGAUGAUCCGCUCACACGGAUUGGUUGAGUUCUUGUACUCAGUGGUGUAGCUGUCUUUUGACAGAAGUGCAAAUGCAUAGAAACACCUUCAAAGCCUUUGUUGGUGGGAUUUCACCAUUGAACGGAUAUUUCCUUGUCAAUUUAAGACUUGGAAGGCUGUCGUGUUCCCUCUUUUCAUGCCACAUGUAUUGCCGUGUAUUAUCAUAAUGUGUACACUGAAUGCAAAACCACAGCAGUGUUCUUCCAUGUCUCACAAUAAAAAAAAUGCUUUUCAA